Molecule: messenger RNA, 1167 nt
Organism: Aspergillus alliaceus
Lineage: Eukaryota; Fungi; Ascomycota; Eurotiomycetes; Eurotiales; Aspergillaceae
Product: mitochondrial 54S ribosomal mL50 protein
Exons: 3
Coding region: 1-1167 (388 amino acids)
Cellular component (GO): mitochondrion
Source: RefSeq, a predicted model, not a curated record
AUGCGUCCCUCAUUGCGGUUGUUAAACCUGGAGGUAUCAUCCCUCCAGGGUUCUCGAUCCCUAUAUGUCUGCUCAAUUUGCAGACAAGAAACACGCCCCCGCCCCGUGCUCGCCCGGCAAUUCCUGCGCAAUGCCUCCAACGCAGCCCCAAUCACCGAACGAGUACGCCGCAAGAUCUGGGGUACGGACAACCCGCCCGGUCUGAAGGAUCCCUACGGAGGAGAAGGUGUUCUGGAACGGAAAUUCAGAAAAGACCAGCCGGCAACACAGGAGACGCAGACGGAGGGACUGCCCCAGCCUGUCGAAGCUGAGCUCGCGGGUGAGGACGAGAUCACUCCUAGCGCUUCGUACGAGCCUGCAACCGAUUUCCACGGACUGCCACGUGUUGGCCACCUGGGCGAGUGGUACAACCUUCCUCCUACUGAGGCUGAUGUGUUUGAUAAAUUUGCGCUGAAGAAGAGACUCACCAAGAAAGGCCAUGUGUCCCUAGCCGCCCACCAGGCCGCAGUCGAGAUCUGUCUGAUGCACGCCCUGAACAAGCCCUUGGUGAAGGUCUGCGAUGUCGCCGAGCACGAGCAGCCUGUUUUCAAAAUGAUCUGGAAGUGUAAAGUCAAGGCCGAUGCGAGCGGACAAUGGGGACAGGCUAUUGUCUACCCCAACAAGGAAGCUGAGGAAGCUCUCGUUUAUAUCUUCAAGCAGAUUGGCGGCGAGGCCGAGCCUGCCGUUGAGGAACAGGCAGCAGAGGAGGCUGAGGAGGCUGUUGAAGCCACGGAGUUCCAAGAGUACCCUGCCGAUGUGAAUGGCCCGGCUGCUGGAUUUUUCGGAUACCACGAUGUUCAGGACAAAGGAUUCCUGUCUCUGCCAUUGAACGACCCAGCUACGAGGUUUGCUUUCUUCAAGAGAUUCUCUCAACUGAGUGGCCACUACUUCCCGGACACUGUUGUUCAUUCGGCCGCCACUGUCCGCCAGGCUGUGGAAUACGUCCAGUCGGUUAAUAACCCCAAGCCCCAGAAGCUGGCAGAUCACUUGGCAAACAGCCCAAGUCUCCGGCACAUGUCUAAUGUCAAGCUCUUUGCAAAGAGGCAGACAGUGCGCGACCGAGACGAGGAGUUGGGACGGAAGAAGCUCAUCGAAGCCGAGCUUCGAGAUAGGGGGCUUAUCGAGUAG